Molecule: messenger RNA, 402 nt
Organism: Opisthorchis viverrini
Lineage: Eukaryota; Metazoa; Platyhelminthes; Trematoda; Opisthorchiida; Opisthorchiidae
Exons: 1
Coding region: 1-402 (133 amino acids)
Cellular component (GO): membrane
Source: RefSeq, a predicted model, not a curated record
AUGGCCGCAUUAUUCGUUCUGUCUUGGACUCCGAAUCACAUUGCAAACCUGCUUAUCGGAGCGUUCAAACUAAAUAAUGAGGCCAUGGAAAUCUUUUUGGAUUUCUCCAUGUUGAUCGCGCUAUCUAAUGCGGUAACCGGUCCUCUCCUACUCAUCGCUACCUGUUCCGUCUAUCAUCGAUAUUUGAGACAUCUUUUCGCUUGUCACGGGAUAUGCCCGGGGUCCAGACCUGGACUGCAAACAACCACAGUGUCUAUACGCUCGUCCCUAAGUAUCUUGUCGCAAGCGGUCAACCUUGCCGCACUCCCCGGACGUGAAGAACAUAACCCGCAGCAUUUAGAAGUCGCUCCACAUGUUAUUCACUCGGUGGCCAGUGAUUUCGACAACACAAACAUCGAAUAA